This is a messenger RNA of Rhizophagus irregularis DAOM 181602=DAOM 197198, 351 nucleotides long. Lineage: Eukaryota; Fungi; Glomeromycota; Glomeromycetes; Glomerales; Glomeraceae. The record is from RefSeq and is a predicted model, not a curated record.
UUUCCUGCUUAUCUUAUUAAUUACAUUUAAAAAUUAAAAACAAUGUCUUCAAAAUUUUGGGCAGAAUUAUCUAACGAUUACGAAAAACUUUUUGAGUCAGAAAUUGGAUAUGACGUUAUUAUUUAUGCUGGUGAAGAGCAAUAUGUUAAGGAAAUUCAUGCUCAUUCAAAUAUUUUGUGCAUUAGGUCUCAAUAUUUUCGCUCUGCUUUUUCUAAUGAAUGGGCUGAGAAAAAAGAUGGAAAAUUUAUUUUCAAAAAACCUAACAUUUCUCCACAAUUAUUUAAUAUUAUCCUUAGGUUUAUUUAUUGUGGAAAUAUUGAAUUAAAGAAUUUACAAGGUCCUGAUGUAUUG